Molecule: messenger RNA, 1346 nt
Organism: Lontra canadensis (Northern American river otter)
Lineage: Eukaryota; Metazoa; Chordata; Mammalia; Carnivora; Mustelidae
Gene: GNB4
Product: G protein subunit beta 4
Exons: 10
Coding region: 150-1172 (340 amino acids)
Biological process (GO): G protein-coupled receptor signaling pathway
Cellular component (GO): heterotrimeric G-protein complex; cytoplasm
Molecular function (GO): signaling receptor complex adaptor activity; protein binding
Source: RefSeq, a predicted model, not a curated record
UCGCGGCCGUGCGCUUCGCUCUGCACGCCGGCUCCGCGCUCGAGGAGCUGCUGAGCUCCCCGCGGACUCAGGCAGCGGCCGGUCGACGCGGACCUGAGCUCCCUCCAGUUGCUUCCACUUGCUGAUUUCUGAGGCAAACAAGCAGAAGGAUGAGUGAGCUGGAGCAGUUGAGGCAGGAAGCUGAACAGCUACGGAAUCAGAUCCAGGAUGCUAGGAAAGCAUGUAAUGACGCAACGCUUAUUCAGAUCACAUCAAAUAUGGAUUCUGUGGGCCGAAUACAAAUGCGAACGAGACGUACGUUGAGGGGUCACCUAGCUAAGAUCUAUGCUAUGCACUGGGGAUAUGAUUCAAGGCUACUAGUCAGUGCUUCCCAAGAUGGAAAAUUAAUUAUUUGGGAUAGCUAUACAACAAAUAAGAUGCAUGCUAUUCCUUUGAGGUCUUCCUGGGUGAUGACCUGUGCCUAUGCUCCGUCUGGUAAUUAUGUCGCGUGUGGAGGGCUGGACAACAUCUGCUCUAUAUAUAACUUAAAAACCAGAGAAGGAAACGUGAGAGUGAGCCGGGAGUUACCGGGUCACACAGGCUACUUGUCCUGCUGCCGAUUUUUAGAUGACAGCCAGAUCGUUACAAGUUCAGGAGACACAACUUGUGCUUUAUGGGACAUCGAAACUGCCCAGCAGACCACCACUUUCACUGGGCAUUCUGGAGAUGUGAUGAGUCUUUCCCUGAGUCCUGACAUGAGGACUUUUGUUUCUGGUGCUUGUGAUGCUUCUUCCAAAUUGUGGGAUAUUCGAGAUGGAAUGUGCAGACAGUCUUUUACUGGACACGUGUCAGAUAUCAAUGCUGUCAGUUUUUUCCCAAACGGAUAUGCCUUUGCCACUGGCUCUGAUGAUGCCACGUGCCGGCUCUUUGACCUCCGUGCAGACCAGGAGUUACUGCUGUAUUCUCACGACAAUAUCAUCUGUGGGAUCACUUCUGUAGCCUUCUCAAAAAGCGGGCGCCUCCUGUUAGCUGGUUAUGAUGACUUCAACUGUAAUGUGUGGGACACGCUAAAAGGAGAUCGUGCAGGUGUUCUUGCUGGUCAUGAUAACCGUGUCAGCUGUUUAGGUGUAACAGAUGAUGGCAUGGCUGUGGCAACAGGCUCUUGGGACAGUUUUCUUAGAAUCUGGAAUUAAUAGUGCAUACAUGUUUUCUGUUCUCCGUUGCUAUCUGGAGAAAUCAGUGCUACAGCCUAUCGCUGUGAGAAGAAAAUUCUACCUUAUAUUUGCAGGUGAAGAUUUUUCUAUUGAGAUUGUUAUAUACAAAAAGAUUUCCGUAAACUACAAAACGAAACAAGUGGCGGGGGGAGG